This is a messenger RNA of Rotaria sp. Silwood2, 1248 nucleotides long. NCBI's taxonomy places the organism in Eukaryota, Metazoa, Rotifera, Eurotatoria, Philodinida, Philodinidae. The record is from the annotation of a GenBank genome assembly.
AUGGAUCGUAGAAACGUUGUAUUCAGUGUUGUGCAAGAUAGAUCAAAGAUACAAACAUUUGCACCAACUCUAUUUAAAAUGUCAACACAACAACAAACCGCAGAAAAAAGUGUUCAAACACAAGAUUUAUCGGGAUCAACAACAUUACUUGUUUCAAAUAAUCCUGUAACACAUAUUCAUACAGAAAAUACAGCUGCUGAAGUUGCAAAUACACUUGUUUCAAUGGCUACUGGACGACAACGAGGAACAACUGUUAAGCAAUUAAAUGUAAUUAGUGUUCCACCUCCAUCAAGUUUGCCAAUAUUAUCACUUGCUGAUUAUACAACACCAAGAGGUGUUCCAACAGCCAUGGCUUUAGCUAAUCAAGCUAAACUUACUCCAACAAAACAUAAUGAAAUGUUAGAAGGUGAUGAUGAUACAUCAAUGUCCACAGAUGAAUAUAGUCAAACACAAGAUGAUUUAAAAACUCGAACGAAAACAACACGAGGAAAACUACAUAAAACAGUAUCAACUUCAAAAAAUAGCAAACAACAAACUAUAGAACCAAUUCAUUAUGGUCCAAUUGUUGUGAAACCAAGAAAGAGUGUUGCACCAACACUUGCUAAUGGACGAAAAAGUAAAGAUGAACCCCUUCCACCAGAUGAAGAUGUUAAACGUAGACAACGUCGUGAUAGAAAUAAACAAGCUGCUGCUAAAUGUCGACGAAAACGAAAUGAACUUCGUGAACAAUUAGAAAAAGUUGAGCAAUCAUUAAUCGACGAACAAAAAUCUCUUGAACAUGCUGUUCAAACACUAAAUGAUCAAAAAAAUCAAUUAGAAGUUCUAUUACAUCGUCAUGUAUGUACAAAAAAAACACGUUUACCAAUAACAACAACAACACCUAUUAAUAAUUUAAAUAUUUCUAAAUCUGAUAUAAAAACAAUUCCAACAACAACGCUACUAGAUUCAAAUAAUAAUAAUGGAAAUAGUAAACGUGUUACUAUUAAUUUUACCAAUGCACAAGAUUUACUUGCUAUUGCACCAUUAACACGAUUAACAACAACUGAUGGUACAUCAUCGUCAUCAUCGACUGUACCUAUGAUAACAAUUCAUAUUAUUCCAGAAGUUGCACAAGCAUUACUUGGUUCAACAUCAGUUGAUAAAGCUAAGUUAGCUGAAUUACUUCAACAAGCUAAUGUAAAUAAUUCAUCAUCAACAACAAUAUCCGAUUCAGCCACCACAAAUACGUCUGCGAACAGUACAAGUUGA